AUGCUACUGACGACGCAUUUCAUGGAUGAAGCUGGUGUUUUGGGUGACCGCGUGGCGAUUAUGAGGGCAGGAGUCGUGCAAGCUUGUGGGACGCCAAAUUUUCUGAAACGUCGAUUUGGCUGUGGCUACGUGCUGACCGUGGUCAUGCGCGAGCGCGGCGACAGCCACGAGCCGGUAAAGCAGCUGAUUUCUUCUUUACUUCAGGGCGGCGUCGAAGUUUCAGGAGUUGGCAAGGAGAUACUGGCAAACGUGCCCAUGGAGAAGGAAACGGAGCUGUCUGCUUGCUUAGCAGCACUUUCUGAGAAGAAGGCAGAGCUUUCAGUGGCAACCUUCGGCGUGUCGGUGUCAAACCUUGAGGAGGUUUUCCUCAAAGUUGCCAGCGGAGACCACGGAAGCAAGGAUGCGCAGAAAGAAACGGAGAGCUCCUUCCAAGCUGCCGUGCAAGAGCAGCCUGAGGUGUCGCACGGACCAGCUUUCGUAAUGCCAAAUCCAGGUGGCACAGUCAUGCAGCAAAUACGAGCACUCAUUGAACGUCGUGCUGCUACUGCUCUGCGAGACAGGAAGAUGUUCUUUCUGGGCUGCCUGUUGCCGGUAGUGGGCGUUUUCCUCGCAACCUCUUUGGGAGCUUUGCUGGUUUCCUUGGGAUCUGCGCCGCCGGGUCCAGGAGUCCCUGUUCCGAUCGAGCUGGCCAACUUGAAAGCAACUGUGGCCACCACGCAGCAAGACGCAGCCGCUUGUUUGGCAGUCGGUCGCCGCAUUGAGCCUGCAAGAGUCGGUCUCAAGUUGAUGCUAUAA
Molecule: messenger RNA, 795 nt
Organism: Symbiodinium natans
Lineage: Eukaryota; Dinophyceae; Suessiales; Symbiodiniaceae
Source: the annotation of a GenBank genome assembly